AUGGUAGCAUUACGUCCACUAUUUACACAGAAGGGUACUGCUCCAGUGCAUCUCAUCUCAUAUGCAAGAUGUUACUCACGACCAUUUCUGAUUGCUCCGAGUAUUGCGAACUCCAUACAAAUGCAUAAUCCAAAGAUAAAUCAUUCACCAGAGCAGGCUCAUAAUAGGAAGUGGCUCCCAGCUAGAUGUGGAAUUCUGACCACUAAGAUCGGCAUGCUUCCUUUUUUCAAUGAUGUCACGGGGGAACGUUUAGCUGCGACGAUAUUGAAACUGGAUAAUGUAGAAGUAAUUCUAAACCGAACAAUGAAUGAAAACGGUUACUUUGCUGUGCAGGUGGGAUAUGGUAAUAAGAAUCCACAAAAGGUCACAAGGCAAUUAUUGGGCCAUUAUGCAACACAUUUAGUCAAUCCUAAACUGAAAAGUGCAGAAUUUAGAGUCAAGGAUGAAGGUGGGCUCUUGGAACCUGGAACAACAUUCAAACCUUCGUUUUUCAAAGUGGGUGAUUUUGUGGAUAUAAGGUCAAUUUCAAAGGGGAAGGGUUUUGCCGGUGUAAUGAAAAAGUAUGGUUUCAAAGGUUUGAGGGCAAGUCAUGGUACCUCUCUGAUGCAUAGACAUGGUGGUUCGUAUGGUCAGAAUCAAGAUCCCGGUAGAGUCUUGCCUGGUAAAAAAAUGCCUGGUAGGAUGGGUACUAACAAUGUCACAGUACAAAAUAUUGAAAUUUUGAAAACUGAUGAUAAAAAUAAUGUCAUUUGGGUAAAGGGUUCAGUUCCUGGACCAAACGGAUCUUAUGUCAGAAUUCAAGAUGCAAUCAAAAAAUUAUGA
This is a messenger RNA of Kazachstania africana CBS 2517, 822 nucleotides long. RefSeq names its product mitochondrial 54S ribosomal protein uL3m (gene MRPL9). The coding region runs from base 1 to 822 and encodes 273 amino acids. The record is from RefSeq and is a predicted model, not a curated record. Gene Ontology annotation, cellular component: mitochondrial large ribosomal subunit; ribosome. Gene Ontology annotation, molecular function: structural constituent of ribosome. NCBI's taxonomy places the organism in Eukaryota, Fungi, Ascomycota, Saccharomycetes, Saccharomycetales, Saccharomycetaceae. Gene Ontology annotation, biological process: translation. The transcript has a single exon.